Molecule: messenger RNA, 4315 nt
Organism: Dreissena polymorpha
Lineage: Eukaryota; Metazoa; Mollusca; Bivalvia; Myida; Dreissenidae
Product: neuronal calcium sensor 2-like
Exons: 2
Coding region: 1375-1995 (206 amino acids)
Molecular function (GO): calcium ion binding
Source: RefSeq, a predicted model, not a curated record
AGUAGAACCUAUAUACAUUUUUUUAUUAAAAGGUUAUUUUCCAAGAGACCGAUCAACAUCGUCUAUUCAUAUAUUCGUAUAGAUUAUAUUACAGGAGUACUUCUACAUACCUUGUUAGAUAACAUGUUACAUUAGCUAUGAAAAAUUCGCCUACGUUUAAUGCUUUUCUUGCUUUAUUGUUAAAUCAUUUGGUCGUAUGCGCUUGUACUGACCCAAAGCCUAACGUGUUACAAUUGCAAGUCGUGCCAAUUACCAUUCAAUAUGCGGGUGUGCGCUUCCAAUAUAAAGUGAAAUUCAGACAUUAUGCACCUUUUGAAACAUUAACUCCAAAAUACUACGUUCGGAAUGUAAACACUCCAAAUAAAAUAAUCAAUUGUAAGUGGUAACAUGAAUCAUUCUCUAUUUCAUUGUGAACUUGUUUAACAGUGCGUUAAAUUGUGUAAUUGAAAGCGAUUAUCAAAGCUUUUAAUUUAGUUUUAAAUUGUUUGUUAAAUUAGACAUUCGUUGCGCAUACUGAUAAUUUUGACGUUACUGUUUAAGAACGUGAUCUUAAACAUUAAAUAUUUAAAAGAAUUUCAUUUAAAAUGUUGAGCAAUCGGCAUUCAACAGCGACACAUUGAAACCUUUGUUUAUAUUACCAAUGCUAGACUGGAGACAUAGAAAAAGAUGAAAAGAAGCAUUUAACAGCAAUACCGCGUAUUUGUAUAUUGAUAACAUUAAAAAUCAAUGUGAUAAACUUAAAUGGUGCGUCGCAUUACAGAUCGCAUCCGAGAUAAUACUAGAAGCACUAUUUAACGUGGGACAACGAACAAAAAGGAACCUUACUUAACACUUGUUUACAGUUUUGCAAACCCGGAAGUUUUCUAUAUUAAUUUCAUGGACAAGAAUUGUUUACAAAAGAUAUCAUAAAUGCUUUGAGAAGAUUGAAUUCCUAAUAAAGUAUGCGUUACAAUAUUUUCAUUGUGUUUAAUCAGUGCAUUCAUGAAUGCGAUUAGACGAUUAGACUUACUGUCAGAAAAAUACUCAAAAAAGUGAUUAAUUGCUUCACAGUUUGUUUGAGUAUCAAACUUUAAAGCAUAAACAGUUUAACGGGGGAGUAACAAUAUUGAUAACGUUAAUAUAUUAUUAUUUUCGAAACUGUGUGAUUAAUAAAAUCAUUAUCAAAUACAAGUGAUAUCUAAACAAAAUGUGUGUUUAUGCUUAUACUAAUGAGAAGUUACGGCUGUAUGCGUAAUUGUAAUUCUUGAACUGGUUUACUACAUUUAAGCAUAAGUUAAAUUGAAUUUGAAUAAAAUACCUUCAAUUAGAUGAUGAAAAACAACUAAAUGCUCGUGAUGUUGUAAGCUUUGGAUUGAUUCAGAGACUUUUUCAAACAUGGGAAACAAGCCUGCAAAACCAAAGGGUAGAUACCUAAGUGAAUUAUUAAGACAAUUCCCUAACAUGAACUUCGAUGAAUUGUUUAAUGUUUACGAAGAUUUUCAGGCGCAAUCCCGAGGCAGGGGUCGCUUAAGCAAGUCAGAUUUCAUAAAAGUUUACCGAAGAGCUUUCAGGGGAAACAGAGGUGCAACAACUCUUGCAGAGAAUAUCUUUCAGUCGUUUGACACGGACAACAGUGGUUAUGUCGAUUUUGUGGAAUUUCUAGUCGGUCUUAGUCUCACAGAAGCAAGUCUUGGUGGAUCGGACAGAGAAACACAGUUUAAGAAACUAAAGUGGGCAUUUAAUGUUUACGACAAAGACCGAAGUGGGACGAUCGACAAACAAGAAAUGCGAUCAAUAGUGCGGGCCGUGUCAGAACUCGCUCCGGACGAUUCGUUUCUAGGGAACGGCUCGGCUGACGACUUUGCAGAUCGCUUAUUCAAUCAUGUGGACGCGAACGGAGACGGAGAUAUAACAUUUGAAGAGUUCCGAAGGGGAGCUGAAAUCAACGAAACAUUGAUAGAUUUACUACUCCCGGCGCCAGCCAGCAUUCUGGAUCAGCAGACGAUUUAUUGCUGAAUUGCUAUUAUUGACAUUAUUAGGAAGCUCGCUAAAUACAGUGGAAUAAGAUGUAAAAUACGCAAAGAAGAGAACUUAAAAUUAUAUUUGGUACCGUCGGACAGUGGACUUGGGUUGUGUUUUACAUUGUUCGAAGUAAUUUAACUGAAAGUGUACUUGUACGUGAAGAUAGAGUAAAUGGAAUUUUAAAAUUUCUAAUAAUUCAUCAUAAUGCUGAAAUAUCGUCAACAUCAUUUCUCUUGAACACUGCGACAUGAACAAUGCUAGUGUUUUACAGUUAUGGUGUUUUUCAAUUAUUUCACACACCACUUUUGGAACUCUACUUGUAUACACGUAAAAUGAAUAAUUGCGCAUAAUGUAUUUUAAUGACAUGUUUAUACAAAUAUAUAAUAUAAUUAUUUAUUUAAGAGUCGACAAGAAGCCCGAGGCUUAUUGACACACUCGAUUUUAUUUCUGUUGGGUAAAAACAUUUUUAUGAAACUUAAAUACGCUCAAUUGCAUUUUGAGUCUGAUUAAAUAUAUUUUCAAAUGCAUUUAUACGCAUUUUUUGUUUUAAGCAAAAGAACAAAAAAUACAUAAAUACAUUUUAUGUGCAUUAAAAACAAUGUUGUAUGCAUACCAUUGGCUAUUUGUAUGAGCAUUGUGUCUAUCAAGGUUUACCUGAAUUUAAUCAAAGCAUUUUGGUUUGCUAUUACAUCCAAAUAUAGCUACCCAUAAAGUUCAAUUUAAUGAGAAAUCAAACGCACUAUAUGGCGUUUGAAAGUCAUCAAUUGUGAAAAAAUCUUGUCAACAAUGCAAAAUGUGUUGUUUUAUCGAUUGUUUUCAUUAAUGUGAAAAAAUUAAAAUUAAAAUAGAAUCUUGCAUAUACAAAAAGAUUUACAUAAAAAUUGGAUGUUUCAUUGGAUGUUUUAAAUCAUCAAUAAACGAGAACGUGUCGAUUCCAAAAUCAACACUGUUUUAAAAUACUGUUGCAAUGAUAAACAUACCAUAACUGUUAAUGAAAAUGUCAUUGAAGAGUGCUGAUUCUACUAAUCGUAUAGACAGAAUAUCGUACAAGAUACAUCUAGUAAACGAAAUGAACCGUUUGAAAUAUUCAACAAAAUGUGUAAUAUCCAAAUUUGAUACCUUAAAUAAAAAUCACAUAAUACAUACUUUAUAAUUAUUUAAAGAGUUGAAGGACUGUCAACCGCGAUUGACCAAAAAGAAGGUUCUAAAAUACCGUAUUUUUGUACAAUUAUAAGUUCAUAUUGAUUAAAAUAUCACGGCUGGUAUAUUACAUUACUUGAAAACAGUUGCUAAGAUUUCAUAUUUUCAGUAUAUUCGGUAAUAAAUUUUACUGGGUACAGGUACCAGGUAACUACCAAUUAACAAUAAAUAACGGAAGUAGAUUGAUCUUCAUCGUCACGUGGUUAACCCAGGAAUUCAAAUUGUACAUGCGUAGUGAUCAAUCUACUUGCGUUAUUUAUAGUAUGUAUAUCGUUAUAUCACCUAUUUUCGCGAUGUAUUUUUUAUUUCACAUCGCGAAAUGUUAUUACCGAAUAAACUGAAAAUAUGAACUUUUAUUUCAAGUUAUGUUAUAUACCAGUCGUGAUAUUUUAAUCAAUAUCAACAAAUAAUUGUUAAAAAAUGCGGUAUUUUAGAACUUUUUUCAUCAAUCGCGGUUGACGGUCCCUAUAAAUGACUACAAAUAUCUUCAUGCAUUACUGGAAUACUCACUCAAUCAAUUUGUAUUUAUUCUUAAUUAAUGUUUACAUUUUAAAUGAUAAUCAUGAUGGAUGUCAAAUAGCGAUGAAUACAUGCAACAUCAAUGUUUUACACAAAUAGCAUAGGACUUUAAGCUGACUUUGCAAAAUAAUAAUCCUAAAUUUCGCAAUAACUUGAACAAAAGCAUUCCUAUAGUAUCUUGAUUAUGAGUUUUUGACUUUUCAUGCUUGUAAACCCAGUUAUAAAAAGGCUUGUAAAUUAGAUUUUUGCUAAGAAGAGACUUCAUUUAAACGAAAAAUGUCAUAAAAGCGGAAAGUGUCGUCCCUGAUUAGCCUGUGCUGACUUUACAGGCUAAUCUGGGACAACACUUUACGCACAUGCAUUAAGCCCAGUUUUCUCAGAAAGCGGGUCUGUUAUUAACUGCAAUACAGCAGAUAACGAUAGGACAUAUUCUUUUCUGAAUGGCAUAAUGGGUGGUAAAAACACGCAAAAAGGGAAAUCGGAACGGGAACCCGCCGCCAUGUGUACUCCUACAUACCCAAUAAGAUGCGUGUUUAAUGGUUAAAGUUAACAUUGGCUUGGUCGAGAGCUAUGACAAAUAAAAGUAUGAUAAUGA